Messenger RNA from Cricetulus griseus (Chinese hamster), 686 nucleotides. The record is from RefSeq and is a predicted model, not a curated record. NCBI's taxonomy places the organism in Eukaryota, Metazoa, Chordata, Mammalia, Rodentia, Cricetidae.
CGUAGUGCUGCCGGGGAACGCUGAGGCGCGCGUCGCUCUUCUGCCUUCCGGACCGGCCAGUGCGGGCAAGGAAGGCAUCAUGUCAGACAACGAGGACAAGUGAUUCUAACCACCAGUGUCUUCUGGCUUAGUUUCGACGGCGAUGACUUUGAUGAUGUGGAAGAGGACGAAGGACUAGAUGACUUGGAAAAUGCAGAGGAGGUUAGUAGCCAUCCUCAGCUUCCUGCACUGCAACCUGGAAGCUAGACAGUGAGAUGGUGAUGUUUGCCAAAGGUUUCAUCAUUCCCUUUCCAGGGAUGUGUCUCCUGCAGGAGGGUCAGGAGAAUGUUGAGAUUCUACCCUCUGGUGAACGACCACAGGCCAACCAGAAGCGCAUCACCACUCCUUACAUGACCAAGUAUGAGCGAGCCCGUGUACUGGGCACCCGGGCACUCCAGAUCGCGAUGUGUGCCCCUGUGAUGGUGGAGCUGGAGGGGGAGACAGACCCUUUGCUCAUUGCCAUGAAGGAACUCAAGGCCCGGAAGAUCCCAAUCAUCAUUCGCCGUUACCUGCCAGAUGGAAGCUAUGAAGAUUGGGGCGUGGAUGAGCUCAUCAUCACUGACUGAGCAGAGCUGCCAAUUGUGCCUGGGCAACCCUUCUGUACCCACUUUAUACAUGUAAAUAAUAAAUGUCACCUUCCCACCCAA